Tribolium madens (black flour beetle) is the source of this 582-nucleotide messenger RNA. RefSeq names its product V-type proton ATPase subunit F (gene Vha14-1). Gene Ontology annotation, biological process: proton transmembrane transport. Gene Ontology annotation, molecular function: proton-transporting ATPase activity, rotational mechanism. The record is from RefSeq and is a predicted model, not a curated record. The coding region runs from base 104 to 475 and encodes 123 amino acids. Gene Ontology annotation, cellular component: membrane; proton-transporting V-type ATPase, V1 domain. The transcript is spliced from 4 exons. Lineage: Eukaryota; Metazoa; Arthropoda; Insecta; Coleoptera; Tenebrionidae.
UUGGCUAUUUAAACUAACGUCAAAGCCAGCUGUCACUACUGUCAGGUGCUUCUAGUCAGGUGACAGUCCUGAAUAUUUUUAUUCUUUCAAAAAAUUUAUUAAAAUGGCUUUACAUUCUGCUAUGAAAGGGAAAUUAAUUUCCGUGAUCGGAGACGAGGAUACUUGUGUUGGGUUUCUUUUGGGUGGAGUUGGAGAAAUUAACAAGAAUCGCCACCCCAACUUUUUGGUGGUUGAUAAAGGUACACCAGUCAGUGAAAUUGAAGAGUGUUUCAAGAGAUUUAUCAAAAGAGACGAUAUUGAUAUUAUUUUGAUUAAUCAGAAUAUUGCUGAGUUGAUUAGGCAUGUGAUUGAUGGUCACACUUCUCCAAUUCCAGCUGUCCUGGAAAUUCCAUCAAAGGAUCACCCAUAUGAUGCCAGCAAAGAUUCCAUUCUCAGACGUGCAAAGGGAAUGUUCAAUCCUGAUGAAAUGAUGUAACUUAUUGUUUAUGUAUUGUUACUUGUUGUAUUAUACAUGUAGAAAAAAUAGAAAAGUGUAAAUACAUUCCUUGUAAAAUUUAUUCAUAUUAAACAUGUCUUACAAUU